Molecule: messenger RNA, 869 nt
Organism: Halichondria panicea
Lineage: Eukaryota; Metazoa; Porifera; Demospongiae; Suberitida; Halichondriidae
Exons: 1
Coding region: 1-783 (260 amino acids)
Source: RefSeq, a predicted model, not a curated record
AUGGAUCUUGCCAGCGAGAAGGGAGCUUCCUCAUGGCUGACAGCACUCCCACUGUCAGAACAUGGCUUUACCCUACACAAGGGAGCUUUCCAAGAUGCCCUAGCAUUGAGAUAUGGCUGGAAUCCAACAAACACUCCAACAAAUUGUGACUGCGGCAAAGCCUUUUCUACUGAACACGCUCUCUCGUGUGCCAAAGGAGGUUUUCCGACUAUUAGGCACAACGAGAUAAGAGACUUAACCGCGGACCUGCUCACUGAAGUAUGUAACGACGUUCGCAUAGAACCGGACCUGCAGCCAAUUACUGAAGAAACACUCCAGUGUGCUACAGCCAACACUCAAGAGGGAGCUCGUCUAGACAUCUCAGCAAACGGGGUAUGGGGAGGCAGACUGGAAAAGACCUACUUCGAUGUAAGAGUGUUCAAUCCCCAUGCCCCAUCAAACGAAGGCCCACUAACAGCUUGCUGUAAGAAACAUGAAAGAGAGAAGAAAAGAUCCUAUGAACAGAGAGUACGAGAAAUAGAACAUGCAUCAUUCACACCCUUGGUAAUGUCUACUACUGGAGGGAUGGGCAGAGAGGCCACAACCUUCUAUAAACGAUUGGCUUGCCUGCUCUCGCACAAAUGGGACAAUCGGUACUGCAAAACCCUCAACUGGCUAAGAUGCCGCCUCUCCUUUUCACUACUUAGAUCCUCGAUCCAGGCAAUAAGAGGAGCCAGAUCUUCUCGCGGCAAGGCAAUUAUCGCUGCGGAGCUGGCUACAGUGGAAUCAAUGCUGCAACAAUGAACACCUUACUUGUUAUAAUUCUCUUUUAUUUUUUUUAUUUUUUGUCUUUUGUGUUUGCUUUAGUUUUUGUUUCUGUUUACUGUUUU